GGGCUGCGGCGCCCUGCCGCCGGGUGCUAUACAUAGGCCAGCCCUGCCCCGCCGAGGCGCUGAAUGGAGCAGGCUCGGCCUUAUCAACCCAGCGUGUCAUCAGAGGGUAUUUUUGGGGACAGCAGCUGCAGGCGUUUGUAACGCUCGGUCCCUGCGUGUUGACGCUGGGGAGCGGAGCUGGGGAAGCGGCAGGAGCAGGGUGCCGGUGCGGGAGCCGCGGGGAAGAGGCGUUGGAGCGAGGCUGAUGCUGCCCGCUGGCCGCCUGCCUUGAGCCAGUGAUGGAGGGGCUUGGGGGAGCCCCCAGGUUCCUGGCCUACCCUCGCGCCUUCACGGUGCAAAGCGGCGCCGACGCUGUCCUGAAGUGCCAGAUCACGGGCGAGCCCCGUCCGAGCAUCCUCUGGGAGAAGGACAAGACCCCCAUCGAGCCCUCGGGCCGCUUCCGAGUGGAGGCCGAGGGGAACGUGUACAGCCUGCUGGUGUCCCGGGUCACCCCCCAGGACAGCGGCCUCUACGUCUGCAAGGCCAAGAACAGCGUUGGUGAGACCUACGCCGCGGCCACGCUCAAAGUGGAGGCUGGGGAGUCAUGGCAGGAGGAGGAGGAGGAGGAGGAAGGAUGCCCGGGCAGCCAGGCACCCACCUUCCUGGUCGGGCCCUCGUCCCUGCGGGUGUGCCGGGGGGAGGACGUGACCUUCUCCUGCCGGGUAUCCGGGCAGCCCUGCCCGCUGCUGGAGUGGGAGAAGGACGGGCACAAGCUCGGCGACCUCUUCGAGAGCACCCACUUCGCGGUGGGGCAGGCGCCGGAGGACUGGCACUUCCUCAAGCUGUUCGGCGCCCGGCCCCCGGACGCGGGGGUCUAUGUGUGCCGGGCACGCAGCGGCUCCCGGGAGGCCCUGGCCGCGGCCGUGCUCCUGGUGGAGCCGCGGGCGAUGGAUGGGACCCCCGGCAACUCCCCCUCCAAUGGCCCCCAGCUGCUGGCCGAGCGGCAGCCGCGGCGGCACCGGCACGUGGGGACGGACACCUGGGUACCGGUGCCCAACGGGGUGCCGGGGGCCAAGGCGUUCGCCGUGAGCGCGGGGAAGCACGCCAAGUUUCGCUGCUAUGUCACCGGCAAGCCAAAGCCGGAGAUCGUCUGGCAGAAGGACGGCAAGCCCCUGGCGCCGAGCCGCCGGCACCUCAUCUACGAGGACCGGGAGGGCUACUUCAUCCUGAAGGUGCUGUACUGCAAGCCCCAGGACCAGGGGCUGUACGUCUGCACCGCCUCCAACACGGCCGGGCAGACCCUCAGCGCCGUGCAGCUCCAGGUGAAGGAGCACCGGGUGAGGUUCCAGGUGCAGCUGGAGGACGUGGAGGUGGCGGAGCGGGAGGACGCGGUGCUGGAGUGCCACGUGCCGCUGGAGACCAUCCCCACCGCCUGGUUCCUGGAGGACCGGGAGCUGCAGCCCAGCCACAAGUACGUGAUGGAGGACCACGGCGUGGUGCGGCGCCUGACCAUCCGCGACGCCCGCACCGACGACGACGGCAUCUACCUCUGCCAGAUGAAGGACAAGGGGCGCAGCAUCGCAGAGGUCUCCGUCCGAGGGGUGAUUGUGAAGAGGCUGCCGCGGAAGCUGGACGUGAUGGAGGGGGAGAACGCGGCUUUCUGCGUGGAGACGCGGGAGGCCGUGGAGGGGAUCUGCUGGAGCCACAACGGGCUGCAGCUGCACGAGUCGCCCCGCAUCGUUUUGAAGAGCUUUGGCAGGACGCACCUCCUGGUGCUGGUGCAUGUCACCCGCGAGGACGCGGGCGUCAUCUCCUUCACCAUCGGGGAGUCACAGACGUCCUCCCAGCUCCGGGUCAAGUGUGUGAAGCGGGACCCCCCCAGCGCGCCGGUGGCGGCCCAGAUGAGCACGGAGCAGAGCAACGCGGCCCUGCUGACGUGGUGCCCCGCGCCCGACGUGCACCACCGCCCGCCCAGCACCUACGUCCUGGAGCGUCGGGAGGCGGCGGGCGGCGAGUGGGUGCAGUGCCUCACCACCGACCUGGCCGGCCGGGUGCAGGUGCUGGGCGACAGCGUGCCCCGCGAGGCCGACUACUGCUUCCGCGUCUGCGCCGUCAACAAGCACGGCCGCAGCGGCCCCGUGGAGUUCCCCGGAUCCGUGCAUCUCGCCCCCGCGGCUCGCCUGGAGAGGGGCUUGCAGGACGCGUGGGUGCGGGACGGCGAGGACGCGCGCUUCUCCCUGGAGCUGUCGGCCUCGGUGCAGGGCACCUGGUUCCUGAACGGUGCGAGGCUGGGGGAUGAGGAGGGUGGCCGGUACGGCGUGCAGCACUGCAGGACGGAGCACUCGCUGCUGAUCCGGGGAGCGCAGCUGGCCGAGAGCGGUGCCACGGUCACCUUCAUGGCUGGCGGUGUGCGAGACUCGGCCACGCUGCACGUGCAAGCUCCGCCGGCCCGCAUCGCCCCGGUGCCCGAAGCCCAGCGGCUCCGGGAGCUGCCGUCGGGGCUGCCGGUGCUGCUGGAGUGCGAGGUGUCCCCGGAGGGAGCCCCCGUCUGCUGGCUGAAGGACGGCGAGGCCGUGCCCCUGGACGGCGUUAUCGCCAUGCAGGCGGAGGGCUGCGUGCGGAGGCUGCUCAUCCGCUCGGCCACCCCCGCGGACGCCGGUACCUACACCUGCGACACCGGGGACGACGCCGUGAGCUUCGUGGUGACCGUGACGGAGGCGCCGGUGAGGAUCGUCAGCUCCAACGAGGGGGCCCCCCACGCCUACACGGCCGGGCAGCGCGUGGAGCUGUGGUGCCAGCUGUCCCGCGCCGAGGCCCCGGUGUGCUGGUACAAGGACGGGGAGGAGGUGGAGGCGGGCGAGAGCCUGGUGCUGGAGCGCGAGGGGCCGCGGUGCCGGCUGGUGCUGCCCUGCGCCCGGCCGCAGGACGCGGGAGAGUUCGUCUGCGACGUGGGUGGCGACUCCGUCUUCUACAACAUCACCGUGGCAGGUGGGUGUGUGGGGACACGUCCCAGGGUGGUGCAUGGCCAGAACCAAAGGGUGUUGGCGCCGGUGAGGAUCGUCGGCUCCAACGAGGGGGCCCCCCAUGCCUACACGGCCGGGCAGCGCGUGGAGCUGUGGUGCCAGCUGUCCCGCGCCGAGGCCCCGGUGUGCUGGUACAAGGACGGGGAGGAGGUGGAGGCGGGCGAGAGCCUGGUGCUGGAGCGCGAGGGGCCGCGGUGCCAGCUGGUGCUGCCCUGCGCCCAGCCGCAGGACGCGGGAGAGUUCGUCUGCGACGUGGGCGGCGACUCCGUCUUCUACAACAUCACCGUGGCAGCCCCGCCGGCCCGCAUCACCCCGGUGCCCAAAGUCCGGCAGCUCCAGGAGGUGCCGGCGGGGCUGCCGGUGCUGCUGGAGUGCGAGGUGUCCCCGGAGGGAGCCCCCGUCCGCUGGCUGAAGGACGGCGAGGCCGUGGUGCCCUCCGAGACCCUGGCCAUCCAGUCGGAGAGAUGCUUGCGGAGGCUGCACGUCCCCGCAGCCGCACUGUCGGACUCAGGGACGUACACCUGCGACGCCGGGGACGAUGCCGCCAGCUUCAGGCUGACUGUGAUCGAGGCGCCGGUGAGGAUCGUCAGCUCCAACGAGGGGGCCCCCCACGCCUACACGGCCGGGCAGCGCGUGGAGCUGUGGUGCCAGCUGUCCCGCGCCGAGGCCCCGGUGUGCUGGUACAAGGACGGGGAGGAGGUGGAGGCGGGCGAGAGCCUGGUGCUGGAGCGCGAGGGGCCGCGGUGCCGGCUGGUGCUGCCCUGCGCCCGGCCGCAGGACGCGGGAGAGUUCGUCUGCGAUGCUGGGGACACUUCUGUGUCCUACCACGUCGUGGUGGCAGAGCCGCGAGUCAGGAUCCUGCACCCCGCGCAGCGCUCGCUGGAGCUGCCGGUGCUGGCGCCGGGGCGCGUGGAGCUGCGGUGCGAGCUGUCCGUGCCCGACGCCCCCGUGCGCUGGUUCAAGGACGGGCUGGAGGUGGACGAGUCCGACAACCUGCAGCUGCUGGUGGAGGGCGCCCGGCGCUGCCUCCUCAUCCCCAGGAGCAGCGCGGAGGACACGGGCGAGUACAUCUGCGAGAGCAAGGACGAGGCCGUCUCCUUCGACGUCAAGGUGUCAGAGCCCCCGGUGAUGAUCCUGCAGCCACGGCGACCUCCCCCGGUUGUGAAGGCAUCCCCGGGGGACACGGUGACGCUGGCCUGCGAGCUGUCCCGCGCGGACGCGCCCGUGCGCUGGGCCAAGGAGGGCGUCAGGCUGGAGGCUGGGGGCAGCCUGGUGCUGGAGGAGGAGGGCGCCCACCGGCGCCUGCUCAUCCCUGCUGCUCGAGCCGAGCACUCUGGAAAAUAUGCCUGCGAUGCUGGCGAUGACAUGGUGACCUUCACCGUCCAAGUGUCCGACCCCCCCGUCAGGAUUCUGGAGAGGGACGCGCUGCUGACCCGCCGGCGCUGCCGGGCCAUGGAGGACCUGGUGCUGGAGGUGCUCCUCUCGCACGCCCACGGGGAGGUGAAGUGGUACAAGGACGGGGAGAAGCUGCAGGACACGGGGCACGUGCGGCUGGAGGAGGACGGGGCGCGCCGCUCGCUCGUCGUCCUGGGUGCCACGGGCGGGGAUGCAGGGGAGUACCUCUGCGACACCCAUGACGACAGCAUCAUCUUCUGCGUCGCCGUGGAAGCUCCAGAACCACCGGUGACCAUCGUGGGGAACACGGGCACCACGGAGCACCGCUGCCUGGUGGCCGGGGAGGACCUGGUGCUGGCCUGCGAGCUGUCCCGGCCCGAUGCUGCCGUGCGCUGGCUGCGGGACGGCCGCGAGGUGCAGCUGGGGGAGCGGGUGCAGGCGGUGUCCCGCGGGGCGCUGCGGGAGCUCACCGUGCGGGCGGCACAGCCCGGGGACUCGGGGUGCUACGUCUGCGACGCUGCCAGCGACCGCAUGGUGACGAGCGUGGAGGUGGCAGCGCAGCCCGUGCGCAUCGUGAACAAGGAGGAGGCGCAGAGCCCGCUGGAGGUGCUGGAGGGGGACAGCGUCACGCUGGUGGCCCGGCUGUCCCCGGAGGCGGCGGCGGCGCAGUGGCAGAAGGACGGGCAGACGCUGCGCUCGGGCGGGCGGCUGCUGGUGUGCAGCGAGGGCCCCGCGCGCAGCCUCACCAUCAAGCAAGCGGAGCUGGGCGACGCCGGCGUCUUCCUCUGCGAUGCCGGCGACGACGAGGUGAACUUCACGCUGCACGUCAAGGAGGCGCCCGUGCUGUUCGUGAACAAGCAGGAGGAGCGGGAGAAGCUGCUGGUGCUGGAGGGUGGCAGCGCCGUGCUCUCCGCCGUCGUGUCCAAGGAGCGAGCCGACAUCACCUGGCUGGGUCCCCAGCGGCACGUGGUGGCCGGCGAGCGCUGCCAGCUGCGGCAGGACGGCCGCGUGCACAGCCUGGUCCUCUGCAACGUGGCCAAGGAGGACGCCGGUGUCUACACCUGCCUGUCCCCCCACGACCAGAUGCAGUUCGACGUCAGCGUCCGGGAGCUGCAGGUGAAGUUCCUGCGUGGCCUCUCGGACGUGCGCGCGCGGCAGGGCGAGACGGUGGUGCUGUGGUGUGAGCUGUGCAAGGCCAGGGGCGACGUGGUGUGGCUGAAGGACGGGCGGCCGCUGGCGCCCAGCGCCCGCCGGGAGGUCCGGGUGCAGGGGCGAGAGCGCUCGCUGGUGCUGAGCCGUGUGGGGCCCGAGGACGCCGGCGAGUACUGCUGCGAGUCCAACGACGACCGGACGCUGGCCACGCUGACGGUGCAGGUGCCCAGGGUGGUGGAGAUCAUCGCGGAGCUGCACAGCCUGACGGUGCUAGAGGGGGACGACGCCACCUUCAAGUGCAUGGUGUCCCCCGAGGAUGUGGCCGUGGUGUGGCAGCUGAACGGGCAGCCCGUGGUCCCCAGCGAGCGGCUGCUGGUGGCCAGGAGCGGGCUGUGCCACAGCCUCACCGUCCGGCGGUGCCAGCCGGCCGACGCGGCCACCGUGACGGCCAACGCCGAGGGGCUGCUGAGCACGGCCCGGCUGAGUGUGCAAGAGGCGCAGGUGCUGUUCGUGCAGAAGCUGCGGGACGUGGUGGUGGAGGAGGAGCAGGAUGCGUGCCUGGAGGUGGAGGUGAGCCACGAGGCGGCCGAGGUGCAGUGGCUGAAGCAGGGCGUCCUCCUCCAGCCCAGCGGCAAGCACCAGCUGCAGGAGUCGGGGCGCCGGCGCACCCUCACCAUCCGCAGCGUCAGCCCCUCCGACCGCGGCACCUACCGCUGUGAGAGCCUGCACGACCGCACGCAGGCCAAGCUCAGCGUGGAGCCCCGCAAGGUGUCGAUCCGGAGGCCGCUGGCAGACGUGGAGACCUUCGAGAAGGAGACAGCCACCUUCCUCCUGGAGCUGUCCCACGCCGGCGUGCCCGGGGUGUGGGCACGGGGCGGCGUGCGGGUGAAGCCCAGCGGCACAUGCCGGAUCAGCGCCACGGGCUGCACGCACAGCCUGACGCUGGAAGGGCUCACGCUGCAGGACUCGGGCACCGUCACCUUCACCACCGACACCCUGCGCUGCAGCGCCCGCCUGCUCGUGCGGGAGCCUCCCGUCACCAUGCUGAAGCUCCCGCGGGAUCUGGGGGUCCCGGAGUCGGGGGUCGCCACCUUCGAGUGCGAGCUGUCUCGCCCCACCGCCGAGGUGAAGUGGCUCAAGGACGGCAAGGAGCUGCGGCCAGGGCCCCACUGCCGCAUCUACUCCGUGGGUCGGCGCCGCCUCCUGCAGCUUGGCCACUGCGAGCUGCCCGACGCCGGGGUCUACACCUGCGACGCAGGCGACUGCCAGGCCUCCGCCACGCUGCGCGUCCACGAGCACCAGGUCCGCGUGGUGCAGGAGCUGCAGGACGCCCGCGUGCGAGAGGGUGACAACGCCGUCUUCACGUGCGAGGUGUCCCACGGGGACGUGGCGGGCGAGUGGUUCCGCGACGGGGAGAAGAUCAAGGUGUCCAGCACGGUGAAGAUACGGCAAGAAGGUGCCGCCUGCAUCGCGCACCGGGCAGCCUGCAUACCCGUUUUGGGGCUGGGAAAGGGAGAGCUCCAUUUGGCGUGGAUUGUAGGGCCGGGCAGGGUCCCAGCACCCCACUUACUGGGGUGCCCAUCUCCACCCCCCGCAGGGACCCGGCACUUCUUGCUGCUCUGCGCCGUGUGCCCCGAGGACGCGGGACGCAUCCGUUUUGCGGCCAGGACAGCCGCCUCGGAGGCCAGCCUGCAGGUGGAAGCGCUGCCCAUCAGGAUCGUGAAGCCGCUGCGGGACAAGACGGUGCUGGCGCGGCACAAGGCGACGCUGGAGUGCACGGUGUCGCACGCCCGGGGCCGCGUGCGCUGGCUGCGCGGGGACACCGAGAUCUUCGCCGGGGACAAGUACGAGAUCUGCAACCUGGACUGCUACCGCACGCUCAUCAUCCACCGCGUGGGCCCCGAGGAUGAGGACUCGUACACCUGCGACGCCUUUGAUGACCGCUCCACCGCGCGGCUCCUCGUGGAGGGAAGCUAGGCGCCAGGAUGCAGCACGGGGGCUGUGUGCAGAUGGAAGGACAGACGGCGGUGCUGGGAGACGGGGUCGCAUUUCCCCCGGGACGCACAGACAGAGGGAGACCGUCUCCGUCCUGCCCCGGCCUCACGGCUCUGCAUUAAACAGCCUU
Messenger RNA from Cygnus olor (mute swan), 7674 nucleotides. RefSeq names its product obscurin like cytoskeletal adaptor 1 (gene OBSL1). The record is from RefSeq and is a predicted model, not a curated record. Gene Ontology annotation, molecular function: protein binding. The transcript is spliced from 26 exons. Lineage: Eukaryota; Metazoa; Chordata; Aves; Anseriformes; Anatidae. The coding region runs from base 279 to 7526 and encodes 2415 amino acids.